Messenger RNA from Lampris incognitus (smalleye Pacific opah), 598 nucleotides. RefSeq names its product protein pitchfork-like. Gene Ontology annotation, molecular function: cytoskeletal protein binding. Lineage: Eukaryota; Metazoa; Chordata; Actinopteri; Lampriformes; Lampridae. Gene Ontology annotation, biological process: regulation of cell projection organization. Gene Ontology annotation, cellular component: ciliary basal body. The transcript has 5 exons. Bases 1 to 582 code for a protein of 193 amino acids. The record is from RefSeq and is a predicted model, not a curated record.
AUGAUUUCUAACCAGGUUUCUGUAGCUCCUCUUCGCAGCGUGGCGUUUGGCAGCUGCCAGGAGAGGAAACUCUUUCCUACUCACUACGCGCCGAACCGACUGGGCAACCAAACGUUACGCCAGCAAGCGUCGCAUCUGGGGCCCGGCUGCCAUGAAAACCAUGAGCUUCGUACCAUGAUGUAUGAGAUACAGACAAAACCAGAAAGUAAGAAGGGAUAUGUUCUUUCAGCGAGGACAGCUGCACGUUUCUUGCCUUGUAACAAGACACCGACCCCUUCACCCCAAAAGUACCAACAGGAUCAAACCCAGUCCAAAGUCUGUCCCCCUGGCCAAACACCUUUCAGUUCAACUGCACAGAGGUUCAAAACCACAUCUAGUAAAGCUGAUGGCAGUCCAGGCCCUGGCACAUAUGCUCAUGAUACAGUUAGGAACAGGAAAGUGACUUGGCCGAUGAGGUUUGGGUCCCCAGACUGGUCCAGGCAGCCACAGCUGGAGAAGAGAUCAUUGAGAGUUGAACUUGACUACGACAAGGAGUUCAAGAAGCAGAGGGCUAGACUGGCAUACCUGAGUUUGUACUACUAAGUAUGAAUCUGGAAGA